GCCUGCCCCUGCCAUGGAGACCUUCUUUAGGAGACACUUCCAGCGGAAGGCGCCAGGCCCUGGAGAGGGGCAGAGGCGGCCCGGCGGCGUGGGGCUGCCCACAGGCAAGGCCCGGCGCCGCUCGCCUGCGGGGCAGGCCUCCUCCUCACUGGUCCAGCGGCGCCGUUCCAGCGCACAGCUCCAGGGCUGCCUCCUGGGCUGCGGGGUGGGGGCCCCGCGCUCCAGCCGCCGGCGCUCCAGCACUGCGCCCCCCGCCUGCAACCCCCGCUUCACCGUGGAUGAGGUGCCCGCCCUGCAGCCUGCCGCUGUUGGGGCCGCGCGUCUGGGCGCACCCCUGCUGUUGGCUGGGCUCUUGGGCAUGGAUGAGGAGGAGGGGGUCCAGGAGGAGGAUGUGACAGUUGCGUCGUUGGCGGCCACCCAGCCAGGCACCAAGAGACCGGGGUCAUCCCCGCAUCGGGGAGCCCUGCCCGUACUGCCCAUUCCCCGCUGGCGCCGGCGCCGAGCCUCCUCCCACCUGCUGCCCGCUGACGUGGUGAAAGACCGCGCCCUCUGGGGCCUGCACGGUUACUACCAGCCCCUCAGCCAGCAGCGGUCCUCAGGCCAGCACCGCAGCCUGGGGGGCCGAAGAGCCUCGGGCACCGCAGCUGGCCCCAGGAUGCCUGCCUGCAUGUACCCGCUGUCCCGCGGACGCCAGGUAGCCCUGCGGCGCAAGUCAGCCGGACCCCAGACCUGGAGUGCCCUGCUUGCGAAAGCCAUCACCAAGUCAGGCCUCCAGCACCUGGCACCCCCUCCUCCAGCUCCCGGGGCCCCGCGCAGUGAGCCUGAGCGGCAGAUCCGGAGCACUGUGGACUGGAGCGAGUCAGCGACGUAUGGGGAGCACAUCUGGUUUGAGACCAACGUGUCCGGGGACUUCUGCUAUGUUGGAGAGCAGUACUGUGUAGCCAAGAUGCUGAAAUCAGUGUCCCGGAGAAAGUGUGCAGCGUGCAAGAUUGUGGUGCACACCCCCUGCAUUGAACAGCUAGAGAAGAUAAAUUUCCGCUGUAAGCCAUCCUUCCGUGAAUCAGGCUCCAGGAACGUCCGUGAGCCAACCUUUGUGCGGCACCACUGGGUACACAGGCGACGCCAGGAUGGCAAGUGUCGGCACUGUGGGAAGGGCUUCCAGCAGAAGUUCACCUUCCACAGCAAGGAGAUCGUGGCCAUCAGCUGCUCCUGGUGCAAGCAAGCAUACCACAGCAAGGUGUCCUGCUUCAUGCUGCAGCAGAUCGAGGAGCCGUGCUCCCUGGGGGUCCACGCCGCCGUGGUCAUCCCACCCACCUGGAUCCUCCGUGCCCGCAGGCCCCAGAAUACCCUCAAGGCAAGCAAGAAGAAAAAGAGGGCAUCCUUCAAGAGGAAAUCUAGCAAGAAAGGGCCUGAGGAGGGCCGCUGGAGACCCUUCAUCAUCAGGCCCACCCCGUCCCCCCUCAUGAAGCCCCUGCUGGUGUUCGUGAACCCCAAGAGUGGGGGCAACCAGGGUGCCAAGAUCAUCCAGUCCUUCCUCUGGUAUCUCAAUCCCCGGCAAGUCUUUGACCUGAGCCAGGGAGGGCCCAAGGAGGCGCUGGAGAUGUACCGCCGGGUGCACAACCUGCGGAUCCUGGCCUGCGGGGGCGAUGGCACGGUCGGCUGGAUCCUCUCCACCCUGGACCAGCUGCGCUUAAAACCACCGCCGCCCGUCGCCAUCCUGCCCCUGGGCACCGGCAACGACUUGGCCCGCACCCUCAACUGGGGUGGGGGCUACACCGAUGAGCCCGUGUCCAAGAUCCUCUCCCACGUAGAGGAGGGCAACGUGGUGCAGCUGGACCGCUGGGACCUCCGUGCUGAGCCCAACCCCGAGGCGGGGCCUGAGGAGCGAGAUGAGGGGGCCACCGACCGGCUGCCGCUGGGCGUCUUCAACAACUACUUCAGCCUGGGCUUCGACGCCCACGUCACCCUGGAGUUUCACGAGUCUCGAGAGGCCAACCCAGAGAAAUUCAACAGCCGCUUUCGGAAUAAGAUGUUCUACGCCGGGACAGCCUUCUCCGACUUCCUGAUGGGCAGCUCCAAGGACUUGGCCAAGCACAUCCGCGUGGUGUGUGACGGGACUGACCUGACCCCCAAGAUUCAGGACCUGAAACCCCAGUGCAUUGUUUUCCUGAACAUCCCCAGGUACUGUGCGGGCACCAUGCCCUGGGGCCACCCUGGGGAGCACCAUGACUUCGAGCCCCAGCGGCACGAUGAUGGCUACCUCGAGGUUAUUGGCUUUACCAUGACAUCCCUGGCAGCACUGCAGGUGGGCGGGCACGGCGAGCGGCUGACACAGUGCCGAGAAGUGCUGCUCACCACGUCCAAGGCCAUCCCAGUGCAGGUGGAUGGUGAGCCCUGCAAGCUCGCAGCCUCAUGCAUCCGCAUCUCCCUGCGCAACCAGGCCACCAUGGUGCAGAAGGCCAAGCGGCGAAGCGCCGCCCCCCUGCACAGCGACCAGCAGCCGGUGCCGGAGCAGCUGCGGAUCCAGGUGAGCAGGGUCAGCAUGCACGACUACGAGGCCUUGCACUAUGACAAGGAGCAGCUCAAAGAGGCCUCCGUGCCGUUGGGCACCGUGGUGGUCCCAGGAGACAGCGACCUGGAGCUGUGCCGCGCCCACAUUGAGAGGCUCCGGCAGGAGCCCGAAGGUGCUGGAGCCAAGUCUCCGACGUGCCAGAAACUCUCCCCCAAGUGGUGCUUCCUGGAUGCCACCACUGCUAGCCGCUUCUACAGAAUCGACAGGGCCCAGGAACACCUCAACUACGUGACCGAGAUCGCACAGGAUGAGAUUUAUAUCCUGGACCCUGAGCUGCUGGGGGCGUCUGCCCGACCCGACCUCCCAACCCCCUCUUCCCCUCUCCCCCCCUCGCCCUGCUCACCCAGGCCCCGGUCACUGCCAGGGGAUGCUGCACCCCCUACAGGUGAAGAGCUGAUCGAGGCUGCCAAGAGGAACGAUUUCUGUAAGCUCCAGGAGCUGCACCGAGCCGGGGGUGACCUCAUGCACCGAGACGAGCGGAGCCGCACGCUCCUGCACCACGCCGUCAGCACCGGCAGCAAGGAAGUGGUCCGCUACCUGCUGGACCACGCCCCCACAGAGAUCCUUGAUGCUGUGGAGGAAAACGGGGAAACCUGUCUGCACCAGGCCGCAGCCCUGGGCCAGCGCACCAUCUGCCACUACAUCGUGGAGGCCGGGGCCUCUCUCAUGAAGACAGACCAUCAGGGCGACACUCCCCGGCAGCGGGCUGAGAGGGCUCAAGACACGGAACUGGCCGCGUACCUGGAGAACCGGCAGCACUACCAGAUGAUCCAGCGGGAGGACCAGGAGACGGCUGUGUGA
This is a messenger RNA of Lipotes vexillifer (Yangtze River dolphin), 3373 nucleotides long. RefSeq names its product diacylglycerol kinase zeta (gene DGKZ). Gene Ontology annotation, molecular function: ATP-dependent diacylglycerol kinase activity; protein binding. Gene Ontology annotation, biological process: phospholipase C-activating G protein-coupled receptor signaling pathway. Lineage: Eukaryota; Metazoa; Chordata; Mammalia; Artiodactyla; Lipotidae. Gene Ontology annotation, cellular component: glutamatergic synapse; plasma membrane. The coding region runs from base 14 to 3373 and encodes 1119 amino acids. The record is from RefSeq and is a predicted model, not a curated record. The transcript is spliced from 31 exons.